ACUAUCAUGAACUGGUUUUCAGAGUUACAACUUGGAUGUGAAAUCCUUGUGCUAGCCCGACUUAGAGAAGACUUUGAUGUGCAAGUUGCAACGGCCCAGUAACCUACCUGCAAGAGGCUUCGGAGUCACUGUUUUCCUUUGCAAAAACAACAAGGAAGGUGUUGGAACUUCCUGUUUGAAUCAACAACUUCGAAUUCUUAGCAUGGAAAAUUCAGAGAAGACAGAAUUGGUUCUCCUUGCUUGUGGUUCCUUUAACCCUAUCACCAACAUGCACCUCAGGCUGUUUGAGCUGGCCAAGGACUACAUGAAUGGAACAGGAAAAUACAGGGUCAUCAAAGGCAUCAUUUCUCCGGUGAAUGACGCCUACAGGAAGAAAGGGCUCAUCUCUGCCCAUCACCGAGUCAUCAUGGCAGAACUGGCCACCAAGAAUUCACAGUGGCUAGAAGUCGACACAUGGGAGAGUCUUCAGAAGGAGUGGACAGAGACUGCUACGGUGCUGAGACACCAUCAAGAGAAACUGGAGGCCGGUCGCCACGAUGCCCCGCAGGACUCACCUGUGCUGGAAAGACCUGGACGGAAGAGGAAACGGGCUGAACAAAGACAAGACUUCAGUCAGAAGAAGUCUGUAGAGAAAAAAACAGCAGGUGUGCCAAAGGUGAAGCUGCUCUGCGGGGCAGACCUACUGGAGUCCUUCAGUGUCCCCAAUCUGUGGAAGGGCGAGGAUGUCGCCCAGAUCCUGGGACACUAUGGGCUUGUGUGCAUCACUCGCACUGGGAAUGACGCCCAGAAAUUCAUCUACGAGUCUGACCUGCUGUGGCAGCACCAGGACAACAUCCACCUGGUGCACGAGUGGAUCACCAACGACAUCUCGUCCACGAAGAUCAGGCAAGCUCUCCGACGGGGCCAGAGCAUCCGCUACCUGGUGCCAGACCUGGUCCUGGAAUACAUCGAGAAGCACCAGCUGUACAGCUCCGAGAGUGAGGAGAGGAAUGCCGGGGUCACACUGGCUCCGCUGCGGAAGAACACGGCACAGCUGAGCCUGUAAGGGACCAGGCUUCCUGGGCGUCCACACAGCUUGGGCACUGACAGCGGAGAAAGGCUCUGUGACUCUCCCAGAAAUGAAGGCUUAUAAGCUGGGGACAGUCAGCAGUAAAUUAAAAUCAGGGUCUGUUUUCUUUUCUUUUCUUUUUUUUUUUUUU
Molecule: messenger RNA, 1199 nt
Organism: Erinaceus europaeus (western European hedgehog)
Lineage: Eukaryota; Metazoa; Chordata; Mammalia; Eulipotyphla; Erinaceidae
Gene: NMNAT1
Product: nicotinamide nucleotide adenylyltransferase 1
Exons: 5
Coding region: 77-1045 (322 amino acids)
Biological process (GO): NAD+ biosynthetic process
Molecular function (GO): nicotinamide-nucleotide adenylyltransferase activity; nicotinate-nucleotide adenylyltransferase activity
Source: RefSeq, a predicted model, not a curated record